This is a messenger RNA of Pediculus humanus corporis (human body louse), 1230 nucleotides long. RefSeq names its product tomosyn, putative. The record is from RefSeq and is a predicted model, not a curated record. Lineage: Eukaryota; Metazoa; Arthropoda; Insecta; Psocodea; Pediculidae. Gene Ontology annotation, biological process: regulation of exocytosis; regulation of protein secretion. Gene Ontology annotation, molecular function: GTPase activator activity; syntaxin binding; myosin II binding. The transcript has 10 exons. Gene Ontology annotation, cellular component: plasma membrane; SNARE complex; cytoplasm. Bases 1 to 1230 code for a protein of 409 amino acids.
AUGUCAAAGGUGGCGGUGUCGGCGGCGGCCGGUCGAACUUUGGCGGGAUCAAUGGCGCGCGUCACCGUUGCCAUAAUAUACAGCAAUAAACUAGAUAACUCGUUUUCGAGAUCUCGAAGUUCGAGUAUGUCUAGUCUAGAAAAUAUAAGUUCGGAAGCGAUUCAGUGCCUGGUUUUUGCUGAUUCAUAUACAAAAAAAUCCGAUGCUCUUAAUUAUCCGACUCUUUGGAUCGGUACAAGUUUGGGAUCCGUUUUGACCAUAAUGAUCAAUCUUCCACCGGCCGGAGAACAAAGAAUAACUCAAAGAGUCAUCGUUUCACCCUGGGGUACGAUAUUUCGUUUGAAAGGAUGCGUGCUCACCAUGUCAUUUUUGGAUUGUAACGGAGCUCUCAUACCCUAUCUAUACGAAGCAUGGAAAGAUGAAAACAAACAAGAGAAUAAAGAAAAACAAAAAACUCCAACAAAAACGAAUAGCAGCAACAGAAUGUCGCCAACUUUAGGAUCUUCCAGGGAUGAACAAUGUGGCGACAGACAAUUUGUCGUCAUAGUUUCAGAAAAACAAUCAAGAGUCGUAGCUUUACCCUCUCAUAAUUGCGUUUACAGACAACAACUAGCCGAAUCUGAUUUCGUUGUUAAAGCAGAAAUAAUAUCACUUAAAGACAAUGUUUGCCUUGUUUGUUACAUCUCGAACGGACACAUCACAGCCUACAGUUUACCAUCAUUGAGGCCAUUAAUCGACAUCGAUUUUCUUCCUCUUGCUCAUUUUAGUUUUCAGACUUCUAAACAGGGAAUUCUAGACCCCAUGUUAUCAAUUUGGGGCCAACAGAUGUUUGUUAACGAAGACACGGAUCAAAAUUUAAAAAAAAUGAUUUCGUACCUUUUUCCAAAUUCAAAUAAUUUAAAAAAAAAGAGUUUUUUCCAAGGCCUUUUUGGUGGUGGAGCACGACAAAUCGACAGAGAAGAACUUUUCGGUGAAAGUAGCGGUAAACCAUCUCGAAGCGUUGCCAAACACAUUCCAGGACCGUCAGCUAAUAUCGAAGCUGCUGGAAGACAAGUAACUGCAGUGGGUGGAGAAAUUUCCAGAGCUCAUAAAUUGGCCGUGGAACGUGGUGAAAAAUUAGGAGAAUUAGAAGAAAGAACUCAAAAAAUGAUGAACGAAGCUGAAAAUUUUUCUAAUUCGGCUCAUGCUCUCAUGUUGAAAUACAAAGAUAAAAAAUGGUAUCAAUUGUAA